This is a messenger RNA of Racocetra persica, 126 nucleotides long. NCBI's taxonomy places the organism in Eukaryota, Fungi, Glomeromycota, Glomeromycetes, Diversisporales, Gigasporaceae. The record is from the annotation of a GenBank genome assembly.
AUGGACACACAAUCAUUAGUAACAAUUAGUAAACAAUCAACGAAAAAUACGGAUUCUCGUUUGUUCAUUCGCCAAAGACGAAAUAUGGCUCGCUUAGAGGUCAACGAUAUUUAUCGUGAUUAUCAU